GCCGCGCCACGCCGCCGUACUUAUCACGGGCCUCCCGCGACGCUGGGCCAGUACUGCGAGUUCCGUUGCGCUGCCAACUACGCCCGCCUACGUGUCACUUCGCCUGCUAUUCUCCCGGCUCUAAGGACCAGCGACCAGAAUAUGGAGCCAAACAAGAGCCAGCCACCCCCAUAUGGGUUCCAGCCGCCGCCCACGCAGCCACCACCGUACACACAGACACCUCAAGCGCAGCCUUACGGCCCGCCCCCACCACAACCUGGAUACGUCCAACAACACAUCACAGUGGUGGCGCCUCUAAUGCUGGGCACAGACCCUUGUACAACUGAGUGUCCCGCGUGUCGAGCUACCAUAGUGACCAGGACGUCGUCGAAGCCAUCCACAAACACGCACUUGCUGGCGCUGCUGCUGUGCAUAUUCGGGCUGUGGCCGUGUGUGUGCGUGCCCUACUGUGCCGAGUGUGCGUACGCAGUCGACCACUUCUGCCCCAACUGCAACGCCUACAUCGGCCAAUCGAUGGCGUAACGGCGGGCUGCACCGAGCCUCCGGUCUCGUUCAUGCCUGUCACGUCGAGGGUGGGGACCCAUUUCCGCUCCGAGAGGGCUGCGUGCUGAAUCAUCUCCGGCCACGCUGCGAUACACUCCCAGGGCUUGCGGCUGCGAGCCACCGGUACUAUUCACGUACCGUCUACGUGUGCUGAUUCCUAAGUCGUACUGCAUAUUUAUAAGUCAAAGUGUUGUAUGUAUUUAUUCAUUUUGUAAAUAUUACUAUUAUUUGAAAUAAAUACUGUAUUAUUGCUAAAAUGGCAA
Schistocerca piceifrons (Central American locust) is the source of this 806-nucleotide messenger RNA. RefSeq names its product lipopolysaccharide-induced tumor necrosis factor-alpha factor homolog. The record is from RefSeq and is a predicted model, not a curated record. Lineage: Eukaryota; Metazoa; Arthropoda; Insecta; Orthoptera; Acrididae. Gene Ontology annotation, molecular function: zinc ion binding. Bases 142 to 522 code for a protein of 126 amino acids. The transcript is spliced from 4 exons.